AUGACCGAUAAUGACGAGAAGCUUCCCCUGCUCAUGACGUCACACGGCACCUUUUUCGACCGACAAUCCUUCUACAGUUUGGUUGAUGGCCAGUGGAAGACUAUUGUUCUCUUUAUCUUGUGCGGCAAGCGCAUACUUGGCUCCGGCCACGGAUGGCUCGUCCUUGUGGACUACCUUACCGGUGAAUCCUGCCUGUGGAAUCCGGUAUUGAUGCGCGAGAUCGGCCUUCCCUGCCUGCAAGACGCGUUAUGCUUCAACCGGUGUGUCUUGACCGGGCCCCCAAACGAGCCCGACUGCCACGUCGUCUUCUGUUCCACCAACCUCGAAGAGCGGACCGUGUUCCGAGUCAGGGACAGCACCACCGUCAGUUCACCACCGAGAGAAGCGGACGAACUCAUCCGCCUCAUUGCCUUGACCUCCUUCUGA
This is a messenger RNA of Striga asiatica, 426 nucleotides long. NCBI's taxonomy places the organism in Eukaryota, Viridiplantae, Streptophyta, Magnoliopsida, Lamiales, Orobanchaceae. The record is from the annotation of a GenBank genome assembly.